AUGAAGUUAAUAUUCGGCAUACUCUUCAUAUGGAGCAUCAUUCAUACAGGCCAAGCCAAAAAGAUUGCCUAUUUUACCCAUAUUGAAUGCCCUACUCCACUGUCGGACCAAGUUUAUGACUAUACCUGCUCCUUGGUGAAAAAUGCCGAAGGUAUUCCCCUACUGAAUGUCUCCUUUAAAUUGAAGGAAGACACCAGCAACAUAACCAUGCACUUCAAAGUGAGAGCCAAAUAUGGAGAAAAACCCGAAGAGACUGUACUAGUGUUCGAUCUGAAUGUUUGCGAUGCCUUGGGAGCAGCUCAUGAGCAUUACUUUUUGAAAAUGAUUUUCAAUGAAUUGCGUCGAGUUAGUAAUCUGCCCAGUGAUUGUCCUUUAAAGAAGGAUUUCGCCUACAACAUUCACGGCUAUACCAUUGACUCAUCUGCUCUGCCCACCUAUUUGCCUGAGUUAAGUUGGACAGUUUUGUCACACUUCAAUAUUAGCCAGCAGACAGUGGCAACCUUCAAUUCUCAUGGAAAACUUUCGGAGAAAAUAGAGCUCUAA
Stomoxys calcitrans (stable fly) is the source of this 543-nucleotide messenger RNA. RefSeq lists its product as uncharacterized. NCBI's taxonomy places the organism in Eukaryota, Metazoa, Arthropoda, Insecta, Diptera, Muscidae. The record is from RefSeq and is a predicted model, not a curated record. Bases 1 to 543 code for a protein of 180 amino acids. The transcript is spliced from 3 exons.